Messenger RNA from Xenopus tropicalis (tropical clawed frog), 2635 nucleotides. Its product is annotated as mas-related G-protein coupled receptor member D. Lineage: Eukaryota; Metazoa; Chordata; Amphibia; Anura; Pipidae. The record is from RefSeq and is a predicted model, not a curated record. The coding region runs from base 111 to 1172 and encodes 353 amino acids. Gene Ontology annotation, biological process: signal transduction; G protein-coupled receptor signaling pathway. Gene Ontology annotation, molecular function: G protein-coupled receptor activity. The transcript has 2 exons. Gene Ontology annotation, cellular component: membrane.
CUACGGACAGGGGAGAGGCUGGUGCCUUAAGAGCUGCUUAUUCUCUGCACAUCGACCACAAGUAAGAGCUCCCUGGUGCAUCAGAAGAUAUUUUAAGAGGUGAAGACAAAAUGGCAUCCAACUACACAAACACAACGCAUUUUAAUGAUACAAACUACUUUGGUGGAAGUCAUGCUCCAGACUCCGUCAUACAUUAUACAAUAGCAGCUGCUGUUGCCAUGGGCCUCUGUCUGAUUGGAAUAGUGGGAAAUAUAAUAGUGUUCUGGUACCUUUUCUUCAGGAUCCCGCGGAACAAAUACACUGUUUACAUUAUUAACUUAGCUGCAGCUGACCUGCUGUUACUAACAUUUGCUGCUAUUUUAAUGAUGGUCAAUAUAAACACAUUAGUUGGUAGCAAUCCUGAUUUUGAAGGAAAUGCUGGAUUUUAUACCUUCUUAGAAAUAAUUUAUGAUCUUUCCCUAUAUUCUGGAAUGUACUUUCUAACAGCUAUCAGCAUGGAAAGAUGCAUUUCUGUGCUUUUCCCUCUUUGGUAUAAUAAUUAUCGCCCAAAGACACUGUCAGUAACAAUGUGUAUUUGCCUUUGGAUUCUUGGAUGCUCAGAAAGUCUCAUUGAAAACUUAUCAUGUACCCAAGAGGAUUUUACUAAUCAGACACCAGUUUGUACAGGAGUUGAGAUUAUGACAUUCACUUUAAGCAUUUGCAUCUGUCUGCCACUAAUGAUCCUUUCUAGUUUCACUCUGCUAAUUGCUAUAAAGAAGACCUUCAGGAACAGAUACCCACCAAGACUUUAUAUCAUCAUUAUUGCUGCAGUCUUCAUUUUCAUCUUGUCCGUGAUACCAUUCAACUUCCUCUGGUUUCUAAUGUACUUCAGACUUUUGCCUUCAAUACAAGAUACACUUGGUCUAUACUUUGCAGGUAUACUAACUGCAGCUUUAAGUUCUACUGCCAAUCCAUAUAUUUACUUCAUUGUCGGUAGACUGUGGAAACAGAAAUCAAGUCAAUCAAUUCAUGAUACUCUUCAUAGAGCCUUCAAGGCAGAAGAAGAUGAAAAGGAAGAAAUAAAAUGUGAAAAAGAAAAUACUUCAUCUAACAGUGGUGUAACAAACAGCACUUCCUGUGACAGUGAUAGAACAGAUAAUUCACAUAACACCAAUACAGAAAGUAUCGUGUGAGCAACUGCAGUUAUGGUUGUUAAAGACUGGACUUUUUAUUAGUAUACUUCCAACUGAAGGGUUUCUGCUAUAUGCUACAAAAAUGUACAGGAAAACCAAAAAUAAAACAAAUAAUGAAGACUAUUAUGAGAUAAGUUGGACCAUUAGGAAACAUUUUUACAAAAUAAAAUAAGAAUACAUUGAAAAAGUAUUUGGCCUAAUUUAAAAAAGAAAAAAACAGCCAUUAUCACUGUUUUCUUUUUGUUUACAUGCAUAAGGACUUUUUCAUAAUGUUAUAGUUUGAAUAUGCAUUUAUGUGUAUAAACAUAUACUGUAUAUAUAUUUGUCAGUAAAAGGCAUACAUUUUUUAAAAGGUAGGGAUGCUAAAUGAUUUUGAGACUAUAACUAUAUGGAAGUGCAAGGAGUGUGUUUUGACGAUAAGUAAAUAUAAUGAAUGGGGUUUAACCUGCAAAUGACUGCAGGGAAAUUUGUGCAAUUGCAACUGUGCUUUUGGUCAGAAAUAACUCCUAUAGUAUGCCAGAAGCCUAAAAAUGCAUAACUUUGUGUUUUUAAAUUUAAAUCUGCCUUUUUCGUGCCCUGACAGUGGGAUGUCAGUGGAUGCAGAAUAUAGGGCAGAAAAAAGCAAAUCGGCCUUUUCUGCCAUUUGUGCUUUGCAGGCAGAAAAUAUCCAGGUGUGCUCUAGCCUGGCCUAAGGCUAUUGGCACACAGGACUGUGCAUCAGCUUUUUUCAGACAACAUUUUCUCUGCUCAGACACACAUUGUGCAAAAAUGCAUCUGCUCUGUGCAGUAAAAUACGUGAAGCAGUGACUAUGGGUAUGCGGAGCAAACAGAUUUGUUUUCAUAUAUAUUGUCAGUUAUAGUAUGGCCAUAUGGGACAGUUCCUGAUAUUACUACUGUGAUUUAUUUUUCUCAUCCAUGAUGAAGCAGUAUCAUUUUAAAUUCAAAAGAAAAUAAAUAUGUAGGAAGGAAUAACUAUCAAGGCAUUACUUAUCUAGGCAUCUAUGGCAACAUGGUUCUAAGUCUUACUUAUUAUGAUACAGAAGAAGUUGUGGAAAUUCCAAUACUGUGUAUGAAAUGCUUAUAUAAUAAGUGUUUUUCAUGUGUUAAUAAGAGUCAAAGCAUGGUGCCAAACAAAUUGUAUUCAUUUCCCUUAUCGGAAGAGGUAUAACUGGUAUGUUAAGUUUUACUCUAUUCUAAUUCAUGUAUGAGUCAGAAUAAUUAUAUAUAUAUAUAUAUAUAUAUAUAAAUACUGGAGUCAGCAAGAAAUGACUGCUCUUAAACAGUUUCAUAUACUGUAGAUGAGGAACAUGUAUAGUGCUAGACAAUACUGGAUGUGAUACUUUCUUUAUGCUGUAACAGUGUACACAUGUUGUAAGUAUAUUUUUAUUAAAAUAGUGAUGCUUGUGUACACAUUAUUGUUAUUAAUACAAUACAGAAUACAAAUAAACUAAGGAAUGCAUGAG